This is a messenger RNA of Lampris incognitus (smalleye Pacific opah), 2935 nucleotides long. RefSeq names its product phosphatase and tensin homolog A (gene ptena). Gene Ontology annotation, biological process: protein dephosphorylation; phosphatidylinositol 3-kinase/protein kinase B signal transduction; cell motility. The transcript is spliced from 10 exons. Bases 694 to 2007 code for a protein of 437 amino acids. Gene Ontology annotation, cellular component: cell projection; nucleus; cytosol. Gene Ontology annotation, molecular function: protein tyrosine phosphatase activity; phosphatidylinositol-3,4-bisphosphate 3-phosphatase activity; phosphatidylinositol-3,4,5-trisphosphate 3-phosphatase activity. NCBI's taxonomy places the organism in Eukaryota, Metazoa, Chordata, Actinopteri, Lampriformes, Lampridae. The record is from RefSeq and is a predicted model, not a curated record.
GGAAGCUUGAGAGUUCAGCUGGAGAGAGAGAAAUGAGAAAAGAAGAUGAUUCCCAGGGACGGAACUGUCAAACGAAUCUGUUCAGAUUUGUGACUUUUGUAUAGUCAAUAUACAUUCAAGGUGGAGCCUGUCACUUUUCAGCUGUGUUUCUGUCAAUCAGUCGACGACAAUGUUGAUUCGUUAGAGGGUUUUUGGAGAAAAAGGGGGUAGCAUUAGGUAUUGUUGCUAGCUAGCUGUGCUAGCUAGCUAGCUAGCUAACGCUACGUUUGAGUGACUGGAUACGGGUUUCGUGAACCGGUGAGUUCUCUCUCUCUCCGCGCUGUCAAUCACAGCGGCUGCGAUUGAGCCGUCUGCUUGGACCGUAUUUUGGCACUGCAAGGAUUUCCGGAGGAGGAUUGCAUGUAUUUUAUUUGGGGGUGUUUGCAAGACGAAUUGCAGGAUUGGGAAAAGUCGGGCCUGCACGGAGGAACGGAGCGAGGCCCAUCUUUAUGAUCCAGAAGAAGCCUUUCUAAUCCUGUUGACCACUGCUAGCUUUGCUAGCCAGCUCGUCUCUGCGAGGACCUGCAACGUUCAGAGUGCAGCAAGCAAUUGAGAGCAAAGCCAGUGGCCACGCCAGAAACAACCAGACAGUGAACAUUAGACCGCAUCGUUUUCUUCAUUUUAUCAAUUCAAAGACUCCUGUGAUUUGCUACAAUGGCUGCGAUUAUAAAAGAAAUUGUCAGCCGGAACAAAAGGAGAUAUCAAGAGGAUGGGUUCGACUUGGACUUAACAUAUAUCUAUCCAAACAUCAUUGCAAUGGGCUUUCCUGCAGAGAGACUCGAAGGCGUGUACAGAAACAAUAUAGAUGACGUUGUACGGUUUCUUGACUCAAAACAUAAAAACCAUUACAAAAUCUACAACCUCUGCGCAGAAAGACACUACGACGCUGCCAAAUUUAACUGCAGAGUUGCACAAUAUCCCUUUGAAGACCACAACCCACCUCAGCUGGAGCUGAUCAAACCGUUCUGUGAAGACCUGGACCAGUGGCUCAGCGAGGAUGACAAUCAUGUGGCAGCCAUCCACUGUAAGGCCGGGAAGGGCCGCACCGGGGUGAUGAUCUGUGCCUAUCUCCUCCACCGCGGCAAAUUCCUUGAAGCCCAAGAAGCACUUGACUUCUACGGUGAAGUCAGAACAAGGGACAAAAAGGGAGUAACGAUCCCCAGCCAGCGUCGCUACGUCUACUACUACAGUUACCUACUGAAGAACCAGCUGGAGUACAAGCCCGUGGCGCUCCUCUUCCACAAAAUGGUGUUUGAGACGCUCCCCAUGUUCAGUGGAGGCACCUGCAGGGACAGUACCGUUAAAAACAGGAGCGAGCCGACCCCUCAGGGCUUCAAGAAAGGGAAUUGGCAUUGGGAUCCCCAGUUUGUGGUGUACCAGCUGAAAGUGAAGAUUCACACGUCCAACCCAGCUCACACGCGGCGUGAGGACAAGCACAUGUUAUUCGAAUUCCCGCAGCCUCUGCCCGUUUGUGGAGACAUCAAGGUGGAAUUCUUCCAUAAACAGAAUAAGAUGAUGAAGAAGGACAAAAUGUUUCACUUCUGGGUGAAUACCUUCUUCAUACCUGGACCAGAGGAGAGCGCGGAGAAGGUGGAGAACGGCACAGUGGUGAAUGACGUGGACAGCCCAGCCAGCCAGCAGGCAGGACUGGGCCAGGGCCAGCCGCAGAGUGCCGAGCGCAGGGACAGCGACAGGGACUACCUCAUCCUGGCGCUCACUAAGAACGACCUGGACAAGGCCAAUAAAGACAAAGCUAACCGCUAUUUCUCACCAAACUUCAAGGUGAAGUUAUAUUUUACAAAAACCGUGGAGGAACCCUCGAAUUCUGAGGCAAGCACUUCGACAUCUGUCACCCCGGACGUUAGUGACAAUGAGCCGGACCAUUAUCGAUAUUCUGACACCACUGACUCUGAUCCAGAAAAUGAACCUUUUGACGAGGAGCAACACACACAGAUCACAAAAGUGUGAACUCUUUUUAACAGGAAGAGAAGAAAAUAUACGCCAGAGAAGAGAAGAAAAAAAGGAGAAAACUUGAAUAUGAACUCAAACGAAGAACCUUUGUCCCUUCCCUCCCCCAGACGGCAAGAGAAUAUCAUAUCAAAUGCCAAUUUUAGGGAAAAAAGAUGAAUAUCCUGACCAAUAUAUUGUUUCUAUUAUUCUUUUUUUCUUUGGCACGGCCGUUUACCAUGUGCGAGGUAUCAACACUGUUGCCCCGUGGGAAAAGGUGCUGUAGCUCUAAAAAUGUGUUUAUAUAUAUAUACAUACAUAUAUGUAUAUACAUAUAUACAUGCAUAUAUAAACAAACUUUUUUGUGUCAAAGACAAUGGAAAGAGUACCACAAUCAGGAGACGGGAGUUGAAGUGUGGGAGAAGUUAAAAAUGAUGUACUAGGACUAUGCUGCUCCUUCUCCUGUCUAAACCAAGGCCAGUGCUGCAGGCACUUUGUUUCUCUCCCUCUCUUCUCCUCCUCCCCCCUUCUCUCCUCUCCUCUCCACCCUCCCACACCCGCCCCACCCUCCUCCUAUCCUCCUUUACUGUGAAUGCUUCUUGUGCUCUUUGCAGGCUGUCUCACGUGACUUUGGCCUUUGUGCAGUGCAAACUGCAUGCGGGCAGUGGGUUGGGGGUGGGCAGGGUUAUGAAGAGGCUGUGAUGUCUAAAGCAUUGCCAUUCCUUUUCCCCACUGUGUAUACGUUAAAUUAUGCAGAAAAAGCAUCCCAUGUAAUUGUCAAUGUUUUUUUUAUCCUAAGAUAAUAAAAAUAUAAUACACGAAAACAGCAGGGAGACAAGUGUUUGCAAUAAUGUCAACACUACAUUUAAAGGACAAUAGUGGUGUGCAUGUAUUGGAAUUGGCGUCCAUCCCUAAUAAAUGUAUGCAAUGUUGUCUUUUCUUAAAGAAA